CAGAGGUGUGGCUAUGAAUGACAUCUAAUUCAUAUACGAGAAAAACCUGUUUGAACUGUAAUAGUUACCUGAGCACAUCAGAGAGAGGAAGGCCAGUUUAUUUAUUUAGCUUUCGUUGUGAUAUCAAUUUAAUUUCUGUCGGGACAAUGUGGGACAAUGAAGACGUGGAAGACAUGGACACAUCAGACCCCCCGUUGUGGUGGUAUUACCUGGCAGACUGUGGAAGGUGGCACAGAUUUGAGGAUGACCCCGAUAACCCCCUGAGGAGCGAGGAUAUUGAAAAAUAUUACAGAAGAAACUCAAAAGCAGUGUUAAGCAGCUCUUCAUUCAAUUGUCGCUACAAGAUCGAUUUCUCAGCAAUGUUAAAGACUGACCUCAUCACAGGAUGGCAAAGACGAAUCCAACGGGGGGGCUACAACAUUGAGAGAAGUUGCUCCUGCUUCAGUGCUUCUCCGGUCAUCUGGGAAAAGGUUGAUCCCACUUGUCCAUACCAGUUAAUCCCUCUGAGUGAAUUAACCGAUGAGUAUCAGACUGUGGCAGAUUAUGUGAAGACGGAUGGGCUGUUGCACAGAUCCAUUGUAUCAAUCAGCAGGAUACAGAAUUUGGACCUAUGGGACAUAUAUUGUCGCAAAAAGAAGCAGCUAAUGAGAAUCCAAGGGGUCAAAGAAAUUCAGGAGAGAAGACUCUUUCAUGGGACUAAAAUCACAAACGUUGACAGCGUUUGCAAGUAUAACUUUGAUAUACGGAUAGCUCGACAUGGCGUGUAUGGCACAGGAAUAUAUUUUGCACAACAUGCAGCAUUUGCGGACAAAUACAGCACAAGCAGCACGGAUCCAUUGCCGCUGUAUGGCGGGGAAACACGAGGCGUGAAGGGUGAAUACACUAAAAUAAUAUUUCUGGCUCGUGUGAUAGUCGGAAAAUCAACCGUUGGACAGAAGUAUUUCAAAAAACCUGAUCAUGGAAGUGAAAACUCCCACUACAGCUGCGUGGAUGAUAUCAAACAUCCCAAGAUCUUUGUCAUUUUUGAUCCAAAUCAAAUAUAUCCAGAGUAUUUGAUUCAGUACAGAUGAAGUCAACAUGUCUACCUAGAAUCUGCAGUUAUAUGAAGGAAUGAAAGCUAUAUGUUUACAUACGUUUAGCUAUAAAAAAGAAGUAGUUGUACAAAUAUUAAAAGGUCCCAUAUUGUAAGAAGUGAGAUUUUAAUGUCAUUUCUUAUUGUAAAGCAGGUUUAAUUGCUAUAUGAAUACUGUGAAAGUAUCUAAACGCUCAAUCCCUGU
Sebastes umbrosus (honeycomb rockfish) is the source of this 1277-nucleotide messenger RNA. RefSeq names its product protein mono-ADP-ribosyltransferase PARP11-like. Bases 18 to 1070 code for a protein of 350 amino acids. Gene Ontology annotation, molecular function: NAD+ poly-ADP-ribosyltransferase activity. The record is from RefSeq and is a predicted model, not a curated record. The transcript is spliced from 7 exons. Lineage: Eukaryota; Metazoa; Chordata; Actinopteri; Perciformes; Sebastidae.